Molecule: messenger RNA, 1518 nt
Organism: Cuscuta epithymum
Lineage: Eukaryota; Viridiplantae; Streptophyta; Magnoliopsida; Solanales; Convolvulaceae
Source: the annotation of a GenBank genome assembly
UCUGGAUUGCCCUGCAUCCUAGCCAAAGCAUGAAAGUUAUCUACAAAAGUCUGCCAUUUGCUGAAGGAGUGGUUGGGAUCAGGCUUGUGAUGAAGAAAUAGUCGUCAUCCUUAAGGACGACGGGUUAGCCUGAUUGUAGAGUCAGGACUAUGACAUUUAUUGCGGUCGUGAUGAAUCUGAAGCAGCGGUCAUCAUCCAUGUAAAGGAGAAUGCGACCGAUCUUGAAAUGAGAAUGAUGCCCUUGAGCCGAUCCUGACGAGGACGGCAAAUUGUAGGUCGAUUGUGAAUCCAAAACAACGAUCAUCAUCCAAGUGAAGGAGGAUCUGAUUGUUCUUGAGACGGGAAUGACGGUGUUGACUCGGUUCUGACGUAGAUGACGACUCAUUGCCAGGAAGAGCAAGGGUACAGCCGGUCGGGAGAAUCACGCAGCUUCCCUUCCCGAUGCCAGGGAGAAGCAUGUAGCUCCCCUGCCUCACAAAGUGCCACCUACUGGGAUGAGCAAAGAUACAGUGGGUCGAAGAAGUGAACUUGCUAACCUGGCAACGAAGAAAGAUGCUAAAUCUCGUCCCCUGAUAUCUCACUCAGGUUCCGAUGGUGCUAAGGAGAAUCGCAAUUCCUCCCCCUCUAGUGAGGAGCCACUUGCUUAGAGGAGCGAAAGUGUCGUAUGCUUCUUAGGGUAGGUAAGGGAAAUAACCCUACUUGUUGGAUCCCUACUCACCUCAUUCGUUUCUUUGCAGAUGUGCCAGGUCGGAGAAGCGAACUUGCUGCCUUGGCUGCAAAGAGAGAUGCUAAGCCAUGUUCCCUGUCAUCAGAUCUUUUUUCUCUGCAGGGACUGAUGUAUCUGGCCGCAUUGCUCCGUGCUAUGAAAGAUCAGCGUAUGGAGCUCCAGCGUCAGGCUGAUGGAGCCCAUCUGCAGGCUACCCAAGCUCGGCAGCAUGCGGAUGGAGCUCAGGCAGCCCUGAGGAUACUUGUUGCAUGCAAUGAACAUGAUAAGAGAGCCCUGAUCGAUCUCCAAUCAAAGUGUGACUAGCUAAAGUCCGAGUAUAACCAACUAAAGGCGUCGUUUGCGGAUGCAGCGCAACAAGCAAUUGCGGCGUUCAAAGGUUCUCAGGAGUUCUCCGAGCUUCUUUCUUCCCGGACUAAGGAUGUGGGGCAGCAAGCAAUUGUAACGUUCAAAGCUUCCCAAGCAUUCACGAAGCCCGUUUCUUCCCAGACAUAUGCUCUCCGCGCAGAGCAAGUUCGUGAUUGGCUUCAGACCAAGGAGGAUUGCAAUUGGCACAAAUAAAUGUCUUGUUCUCUUUUAGUUGUGGCUGGCAUGAUAUGCAGACUAGCCGUGAUGAGGCGGAGAAGAUGGGCAAUGUUGAUCUCGGACUUGUUCUCCGUGAUUGAUUUAUCACUUGAGCUUGCUUACAGUUCUGCGCUCUUAGGAUUAGAGAGGUUUCUCGGCGCUCCGCACUUGACCUACAAGCUUGGGAUGCUCCAUACAAGGAGAAAGAGGAGUCCAGACCCCCAUAGGCC